Erythranthe guttata (spotted monkey flower) is the source of this 3196-nucleotide messenger RNA. RefSeq names its product rho GTPase-activating protein 7. The record is from RefSeq and is a predicted model, not a curated record. NCBI's taxonomy places the organism in Eukaryota, Viridiplantae, Streptophyta, Magnoliopsida, Lamiales, Phrymaceae. Gene Ontology annotation, biological process: signal transduction.
ACCCCCACCCCACCCCACCUCCAUUCACAUAAACACGAAGGAAAAAACAAGAAAGGGAAAGCCUUGUGAAAAAGCCAGCUCUGGUUGGUUUCUACCUGCUGUAGCUCAUCUAUCCAUUCUUUUCAAAAAGUUCGAAAAAGAAAAAAAAUAAAAAAAAUUUAAAGAAAAAAAGAAAAAAGAAGACCCAGUUCGUUCGUUGUGGUUGUUCAUCCAUCUCUACUUGUACAGAUCUUUUUCCGAUUCCUCCUGCCCGAGUUCGAUCCGGGUCGACCCGGCGUUAAUUCCCAGUUUAGAUGGUAACCCAACUCUGAGAAAAAAAGGGGUGAAAAAUGUCGGCUUCUCUUGCCGCAUUUGAACGCCCACGUAUUGGCAACUCAAAUACGAUAUUCAAGAGCGGGCAUCUGCUCAUAUCUUCGAAAGGAUUAGGGUGGAAAUCUUGGAAGAAGCGAUGGUUUAUUCUUACACGAACCUCUUUGGUUUUCUUCAAGAACGACCCUAGUGCACUCCCGCAACGAGGAGGUGAAGUGAAUUUGACUUUGGGCGGCAUCGAUUUAAAUAAUUCAGGAAGCGUUGUUGUCAGAGAAGACAAGAAACUGCUAACUGUUCUGUUUCCCGACGGGCGUGAUGGACGAGCAUUUACUCUCAAGGCAGAAACAUCGGAGGAUUUGUACGAGUGGAAGACAGCCCUCGAACACGCUCUUGCUCAAGCGCCAAAUGCCGCUCUUGUGAUGGGGCAUAACGGAAUAUUUAGAAGCGAGGCUAAUGAUACUAUCGACGGGUCUUUCAAUCAAUGGAGAGACAAACGCCCGGUGAAAUCUUUAGUUGUUGGACGCCCGAUUCUGCUUGCAUUAGAAGAUAUAGACGGAGGCCCGUCUUUCUUAGAGAAAGCACUUCGGUUUCUUGAGAAGUAUGGAAUUAAAGUAGAAGGUAUUCUGCGUCAGUCUGCUGAUGUCGAGGAAGUGGAACGAAGAGUUCGAGAAUAUGAACAAGGCAAGACUGAAUUCAAUCCUGACGAGGAUGCUCAUGUUAUCGGCGACUGUGUUAAGCAUGUUCUUCGGGAGCUGCCUUCGUCGCCCGUCCCUGCAUCCUGUUGCACUGCAUUGUUGGAAGCAUACAAAAUCGACCGCAAAGAAGCCCAGGUGAAUGCAAUGCGCUCUGCGGUACACGAAGCAUUUCCCGAACCAAAUAGACGCCUUUUACAGAGAAUUCUGAAGAUGAUGCAUACGGUUGCUUCUCAUUCGGCGGAAAAUCGGAUGACAUCAUCAGCAGUUGCCGCUUGUAUGGCUCCGUUAUUGCUACGCCCUCUUUUAGCCGGCGAAUGUGAAUUGGAAGACGAAUACGAUGUUAAUGGAGAUAACUCGGCUCAGCUUCUUGCCGCUGCCAAUGCCGCUAAUAAUGCCCAAGCCAUUAUCUCGACUCUCCUCGAGGAGUACGAGAGUAUUUUUGACGACGAUACUCUGCACAGAUGCUCCAUGUCUGUAGAUUCUCAAACCGACAACAGUGGGAGUGAAGACACGAGCGAUGAUGAAAAUCCAGACAUGAAAGUCAAUGGUUAUCAUGAUGCUCAAAACGAAGUGGACCUCGAAACAGAUUUCGAUUGUGACCGCAGGCACAGUGGGAAGUUGAGUGAAACCAGUGGCUCUGCCGCUAGCGAUCUUUAUGACUACAAGGCAAUCGGAAAUGACGAUUCAGACAAUGGAUCUCCCAAGAACAACCGUUCCGUGGGAAAAAAAUUAAAUCCAACAUCGGACAAUAGAGUCCGUACCGAUUCUUCUAAUGUAGCGGUUAACGAACAACUGGAGCAACUGAAGGCACGCGAAAACAUGGCAGUUGCUUCUGUGGAAAUACACGGCAACGACUCACAGCGUUCCAUGGGACAAAUCUUAUCAUCUAUGAAUCAAGAGCUGCAUCAAUCGAUUCCCGAAACCGAACUAUCGGCUGACAAGUCAACGCCCAAACUUACCAAUUCCGUUUCUAGCAGUUCCAAGAAGUCAACAUUUUGGGGAAAGAAAAACACGAGAAAAACUCCGUCGACAGAAUCAAUUGAUUCUUCUGGAGAGGAAGAGCUUGCCAUCCAGAGAUUGGAAAUCGCAAAGAAUGAUUUGCGCCACAGGAUUGCAAAAGAGGCGAGAGGAAACGCAAUUUUGCAAGCCAGCUUAGAAAGAAGGAAGCAAGCUUUGCACGAGCGUCGAUUGGCCCUUGAACAAGAUGUAGCAAGAUUGCAAGAACAACUGCAAGCUGAGCGAGAUUUACGAGCCGCCCUGGAAGUUGGGUUGAGCAUGUCGUCUGCGCAAUUUUCCGGCUCUCGUGGCAUGGAUUCCAAGACGAGGGCUGAGCUGGAAGAGAUAGCUCUAGCUGAGGCUGACGUGGCAAGAUUGAAGCAGAAAGUUGCCGAACUUCACCAUCAGCUAAAUCAGCAACGUCAGCAUCACUACGGAUCGCUCUCCGAUACAACAAUUCAGACUAGUUCACAGCUGAAAUAUUUCCAGCAAGAUUUUGAUACGACGCUUGCUGUUUGUAACCAUGAACGGAAACAAAGGACAGAGGAGUUGUUGGGGGUGGAUAUGAGAAACGGUAAAGGGCAGACGAGUAGUAGGUUGACUUCUAGGAAGCAGUUGACCGAAUCGGCGAGCUUGAGCGACUCUAAUAAAAGUACCGAGGCAUCAACAAGUUUAUCCAUCGACGAUCUUCCUGCUGUCGAUUCUGCUUCUAUGCCUUCUACUUCUAGGCCCCAUGAGGGGAUGGAUUAUCCUCGUCAUCAAUCAGUGGCAUCUUCGACUUUGGUGGAAUUGACAACACGUCUCGAUUUUUUCAAAGAAAGAAGGUCUCAAUUGAUGGAACAACUACACAGCCUGGAUUUGAACUAUGGAUCAACAACUCAAGAUUUUGUGUAUAAACCAUCCUCUCCUCCAUGGAACUAACUUCUCUUGUAUAUGUAUAUUAAUAUAUACUCUGCUACUGCUGCUGGGUAAUAAGUAGUAUAUAUAUAUAGGUGUAUUUCGUUCAUAUUUGCUAUCGACUCUGCGGUUCUGCCACUUGAACUUCUUGUUUUUGUUUUUGUUUCGAUUUUUUGUGUAGUAUGUGGAGGAUGUAAUUAGUAUAUAUGUUUUUUUUAUCGAACGCCGCAAUUUAAGGUAUGAUAAACCAUCGUAGAAUGUGUUUGCAAACAACUUUGUCGAAUGGUGUUUCGUUUUUC